CCCACAACUUUCAACCUCGACUCAAGCAAGGGAGCAUGAAGCGCGCCUUCGUGCUCACCGUUCUGCCACUGGUGUCCAGCGCCUCCCUGGCAGCAGCGUUCGUCUGCCCUGCGCCCGCAACAGCAACAUCUGCCGCCUUCACCCCGAACAGACCAAGAUUAGCAGGUGACACAUCAGCAUCAUCUGCCGCCGCUGCUAUUGCGCCGCUUCGUCCUGCUCGCGACCAACACCGCCAGCAACGGCAACGCGGGAGACAUCUCGUCGCCUCCCUGGGCGGAGGCGUCCCAGAAGUCGCGGCCGUCGUGGUCUCAUCGACCUCGUCUGUUGUGUCCUGGCUCGUCGGUGCCCUCGUCGCAGCUUCAAUCGCGAACUUCCUGCAGGGAAGACCGUACCGCGAUCUGGGGCUAACGCCAGACAAGAUCCUGGGCGUUCCCGCUGAGGAGGCCACCGCCGAUCAUGUGGCCAGGUUAGGCAAGGCAGGGUUCAUGCAGCUCUUCUACGCCAGCCAAUGCCCUGCUACCGGAGACCUGGACGGCGAGUACCGAGCCCGCACGCUCAACAUGGGCGUCUUGCACCCGAUCACCGCUAUCAUCACGCACCGGAUAUGGGGGCCAGGGAGGUGGCUCGGGAAGGGCAUCCGCACCGGCAGCCGGGAGGGUUACAACCUCUUCACUGGUUCCGAGGCGAAGGGUAUCGGCCUUCCAAGCGACACGCAGCGAGAGCGAUCCUUCCGGUUCUCCCAGUUCUCCGACAGCGUGUUUGACCGGGGAGUGUCUUCGGGGCUCGACUACGCCAGAGCGGGCAAGAACGGGCCGCUGUUCGGCGGCAUGCGGGACGAGGUCCGGAAAGUGAACGACAAGCUUUUCAUAGGUUUGGGCUACAUACAGGCCUUCGGUGACACCGGGAACAACAUUCGGCACUCGACAAUUGGACAAGGGUGGCACAGGGGGGGGGGGGGGGUGUUUCCAGGCCGCGUUCUUGCUUGCGUCGUGGCGGGACGUGUCGCCUAG
Messenger RNA from Ectocarpus siliculosus, 1010 nucleotides. The record is from the annotation of a GenBank genome assembly. Lineage: Eukaryota; Phaeophyceae; Ectocarpales; Ectocarpaceae.